AUGCAUGAUCCUUACAAAUGUGGCACAACUUAAAAGGCAAAUUAACAGGCUUUCAAAAGAUAUAAGAAGCAUUGUAUAGACAAAUAUAUAGGAAUUUAUAUGUGUAUUUGCAAUAAUACAAAUACAAAUAAAUAAAUGUGUAUUUGCAAUAGGUGUGUAUUUAUUUGUGUUAUAAGUGAUUUUACAGUAGGUGUGUUGAUGCAGAUGAUGUAAAUCUUUUACAGAUCAGCUGCAUGAAGUCUGCCAGUCAGCAGUUUGCCCCUGUGUUGAUCACAAGUCUGGGGGUCAAAGAUCACAGAAUCUCGCCUCUGCUCGUCAACAACUCUCAAGAUGCUGAAAGCACCACACGYGCUCCUGCUCGUCUGCCUUGUUGGGGCAACGGAGGCUCUUUACAAACAGUGGAUCCCUGACACCAACUAUGAGAACAAAACCAACUGGGACAAGGGAGAUGUUCCGUGUGGCAGCGACACAGUUCAGUUUCCGGCUCAGGGUAAAGUGUCUGUGUUCGUGGAGAUCACUCAUGCUGUGCAGGACCUGCUGCUGCCCGUCGACGGAGAGCUCAUACUGAAUUCAGGGGCUGGAUUUUACGUCGGUCAAGACCCCGGCUGUGGAGCAGGCGUGAGAGCCAUGUUCAAAGAUUCCGACUCUCUUCAGUGGUUCGAUCCGGCUCUGUGGCAGGCCGCUGCCACUCUGAAUGACCUGCAGCACGGAAGUUUCCUGUUCGCGGUGCACGAGGAGAGCGUGCCCUGUCAGCACGAUGACGUCGUUUUCAAAGAUCUCUCCUCUUUCCGCGUGGACACCAGCUGCGGCCAGUCCACCAUCCCCGUCAAAUCUGUGUCUGUGCUCGGGGAGGUGUUCAGCAGCAGGUCUGAGUUCUCCCAGUAUCUCAGCUCGAGCUCGGGCCACCUGCAGUUUCACGGGUCCUCAGCUGUCACAGCUGGAAACCCAGGCUGCGGGGAUCCCACCGGCUGCGACUGUGGGAACUCUGUGAACCAUCAGAGGAUUUGUAGCUCAGUGACUUGUGCCUCUCCAAGCUGUAAAAUGCCUCUCCUUCCCGUGGGACACUGCUGUCACGUGUGUGGUGCCAUCAUUACCAUCAGUUAUGCUGAAGGCUUCAACCUGCAGAGUUACAGGGACCGAAUCAAACACCUUUUUCUCACCCAGCCACAAUAUGCGUCCAUCCAGCUGGGCAUGUCGAAAGUCUUAAAGCCGCAGCGUUUAAUGGGGGUGAUCCCUUUUGGUACCUCACCUGAGAUCCAGGUGCUCAUUGUGGAUGGAGAGACGGGGAAACUGUCAGAGGAUCUGGCCCAGAACAUCAUAAACGAUGCUCAAUCUCACGGCUCUAAUCUGGGAAUCACAAAGGCUGAAUUUCAAGCCUCCUCCGGGAACACCAGCACUCCUAAAACCAAUGCAGGGAUGGUGGUUGGAGUUGUGUUCACAGCUUUGGUUCUGAUCACACUCAUCCUUCUCUUCGUCGUGCUGAUUCGGAAGGGUGUGGUGCAAAURCCACCCAUGCCUUCAGUGCCAUCUCUGAGCUCCUUCAGGAGGAACCCGGUUGUUGGAGACAGCAGCGGGGGGGUUAAUCACGGUUUCGAUAACCCGAUGUUUGAUCAACCCGACAUGCUGAGUGACAUUCCCGGCCUGUACGAGUCUGACCGUAACACCAUCGCCAUGACUAGCACAGGUGUGCACUUUGUAAAUCCAGUUUAUGAUGAGAAUCCGUCCGAUUUUUCAGUUUAAAGCUGACCUUCACACGCAUCACAGAUGAAAUGUUAACUUGCGUUAGUAUGAGGACUUUGCAGUUCAUGGGUUUAUAGCAGUUGAACAUUGUCAAUGAUCAUAAAUUGUAGUCAGACGAUAACAUUUUUAAUUAYCAAAUAAACUUUGAGGACAAAUAAACUGUGAA
Molecule: messenger RNA, 1906 nt
Organism: Austrofundulus limnaeus
Lineage: Eukaryota; Metazoa; Chordata; Actinopteri; Cyprinodontiformes; Rivulidae
Gene: amn
Product: amnion associated transmembrane protein
Exons: 1
Coding region: 331-1740 (469 amino acids)
Biological process (GO): intracellular protein localization; receptor-mediated endocytosis
Cellular component (GO): apical plasma membrane; endocytic vesicle
Source: RefSeq, a predicted model, not a curated record